CCUGAGCUUUGAGCUAUUUUAGGACGGUAGUAUUAAGUUCGUUAACAGUUUGCUGUUUGCCAUGUGUGUUUGUGUGGAUGAGAAACCUUUGCGUGGUGCUCUGAAUAUUUUCCUGACCUUAUCACUGCUGACUACAGAUUCUGGAGCUGUAUUUACUUUUGGGAAAAGUGAGAUUGCUGACAAUGUGCCCAGUAAAUUUUGGCUGAAGAACGACAAACCUGUACAAAUUUCAUGUGGACAUUCGCACUCAGCCUUCGUGACAGAGCAGGGUCGUCUGUUUGUGUUUGGCAGUAACAACAGGGGCCAACUUGGUCUGGAAACUAAAGGCCCUAUAACCAAACCAGUCUAUGUGAAAGCCUUGAAAGGUGAGAGAGUUCAGUUUGCUGCCUGUGGGACCAAUCAUACUAUUGUAAGCACUUCACAGGGGGAGAUAUUUGCAACUGGAAGAAACAACGAGGGCCAACUUGGUUUAGGCCACUGUGAUGACAGAACCUCCUUUGAGCUGCUCCACCCAUUCUGUGAUCGUGCUCCAAUUAAACUGCUCUCUGCUGGAUGCAACACUUCAGCUGCACUGACAGUGGAUGGAAGGCUUUUUCUGUGGGGCGAUAAUUCUGUUGGUCAGCUUGGUCUGGGGUCAGAGAAACAUGUGUUGCUGCCACAAGAGCUGAAAGUAGGCCGUCCCAUUGUAUGUGUCUCGUGCGGAUCCAGUCAUUCAGUUGUAAACACUGACAUUGGGGAUGUAUUUACAUUUGGCGAGACUGCAGACGGUAGACUCGGCCUCUCUGCUGAGCAGCUGGUCAAUCACAGACAACCACAACAGGUGAGCACUCUGGAAGGGGUGCUACAGGUAGCAUGUGGAGGCACACAUACUCUAGCACUAACAGAGAAUAAAUUGUACGCAUUUGGUCGUGGUGAGUUUGGGCAGUUGGGUUUGGGAACAUUUGUCUUUCAGGCAGAUGUACCAGCUGCUGUUGGCCACUUCAGAAAAGGGAGGGUCACUUGUGUUGCCUGUGGAGAAAACCACACUGCCCUCAUCACAGAUAGUGGUCUCCUCUACACAUUUGGAGAUGGUCAUCAUGGGAAGUUAGGCCUUGGAGAUGAAAACUUCACCAAUCAGUUCACUCCAACUGUGAGCCAGCGCUUCCUUGACUACACUGUAAUGGCUGUUGCUUGUGGGUCCAGUCACACACUGGUAUUUGCACACUUGCGGCACCAAGAAAGUGAAGAUGUUUGUUUGGAAGAUGGAGAUGUCACCUACCCACGCCUAGACAGGUGUUAUACCUCAAUGUUGAUGGGACAGACAGUUGAGGAUGUCCAUGAACCUACAACCACACCUGUUUUACAGCCUUUUAUCUUCCCUGCCUCUCUACCUGCCUCUCAUCGCUGGAGCCUAUCAGCACGUUUUAGACGAAGACAGCGGGGUUCCUUAGAGCAAUUUGGGGCAUGCUUUCGCAAUCUUCCUCCUUUAGCAACAGGACUCGCCUCCCAAAACAUCCUUCUUCCCAAACCACCCCCAAGAACCUCCAAAAGACAUUCUUACAGACACCCCCACACAGAUGGAUCCACUGAGGCACUCAAUCAAAAUGAAACUUGUUGCAUCAAUAGUACUCCUUGCUCAUCUUCGGAACACAGACAGGAUUUCAGAGGUCCUCACAAAUUUAGUCCUUCCAACAAGCAAAUCCGGCUGAACUCUCACUCCCUUGAUUUGCCAUACCUAACUAUCUACGCUGAGCGGGCUCUCGUGUUUCUGGGCGGAGGAAGGCGGGCUUUGCUGGAGCAGGAAUUUGCCGGAGGGAUUCCCGCACUCCCGCACACUUUAAGAUGGAUACCUGGCUGUGCUUGUAUCUCCUGCUGGCACUACAGCUUUGCCACUGCUUCGCGUACGACGGGUCGGGGUACUGGCCCUACACCGAUGAUGAGGAUGUACGAUACACAGGUGUGCCAUGGUGUGCUCCUGUCAAGAUGAAGCAUGGCCAUGUGAGCUGCCUUACACCACAUGGGGAGCGUUACCAGAAUGUUCUUGCAACCCGAUGCAAGAUCCAGUGCAAGAGAGGCUACGAGCUGCAGGGAAGCAGCGAGAUCCUGUGCAUGGCCAGUAAACAGUG
Molecule: messenger RNA, 2105 nt
Organism: Pygocentrus nattereri (red-bellied piranha)
Lineage: Eukaryota; Metazoa; Chordata; Actinopteri; Characiformes; Serrasalmidae
Gene: rpgra
Product: retinitis pigmentosa GTPase regulator a
Exons: 14
Coding region: 62-1966 (634 amino acids)
Source: RefSeq, a predicted model, not a curated record